Molecule: messenger RNA, 5466 nt
Organism: Cydia pomonella (codling moth)
Lineage: Eukaryota; Metazoa; Arthropoda; Insecta; Lepidoptera; Tortricidae
Product: transmembrane protein 47
Exons: 7
Coding region: 287-979 (230 amino acids)
Biological process (GO): cell-cell adhesion
Cellular component (GO): cell-cell junction; membrane
Source: RefSeq, a predicted model, not a curated record
GCGGCAGUCCCGUGUCAGGCGUCGAGUCGCCCGGUCCGCCCGCCCAGCGCCGAGGCCCGCCCUGCGUACCCACACAAAGCCGAGUCCCAGACACCCCUUCCUUAUCUCUCCCGUCAUAAACAUACUGCAUAGGAAACUGCACGACUCGCUCAGCUCGAUUUCUGUGAUUGAAAAAUAAACCCCAAACAGUUGUGUCCAAAGUGUUGUGAUUAGCAAGUGUUUGUGUAAUGUGUUGAGCUGACCGUGAACGGUUGGGUGUAGCGGAGUGGCGGGUCGGUAGCGCUUCAUGCAGGGGCGCGCGGCCGCAGGCCCGGGCGGGCUCCGCUCCAACCCGCGCGCCCUUCCGCCGGUGCUGCCGCCGCCGCCCCAGUUCGCGAGCGACCAGGAAGCGAUGCCGGCCAACCAGAUAGCCCAGGUCAUCGCCCUAAUAUGUGGUCUGCUAGUUGUGAUCCUCAUGGUGCUGGGGCUGGCGUCGGCGGACUGGCUGAUGGCGGCGGGCUGGCGGCAGGGGCUCUUCAUGCACUGCAUAGACCCCGAGGCUCCCACGCCGCUGCCAUUUGACAUCACGGCACAGCCCGGCUGCUACGCUGCCAGGCCUACCUCUUAUAUUAAGGCGUCGGCGGGGCUGUGCGUGGCGACGCUGGCGGCGGACGUGUGCGGCGCGCUGCUCACGGGGCUGGGGCUGCGCGCCGCCGACCACCGCACUAAGUUCCGCUACUACCGGUUCGCGGUACUCGCCAUGUCGCUCGCACUGAUGUGCAUCUUAAUAGCGCUAGUCAUCUACCCGGUGUGCUUCGCCGCAGAACUGAAUUUAGGCAACCGAUCUGUUUGGGAGUUCGGCUGGGCCUAUGGCGUCGGAUGGGGCGCCGCCAUCUUCCUGUUCGGCGCCGUCGUGCUCCUGCUCUGCGACAAGGAGAGCGAGGAGCUCUACUACAAGGAACGAAAAGUGGUCCACACGGAGCGCCCGGGGCGCCCCUAGGGCCGCCCGCGCCUGCCCGACCUGGUGCCGUGAGCACCGCCUCGCUAGCACCGACGCGCACGCCCGCUGGGUGUGACACCGAGGUAACAUCCCGUGCCGGUGCCUGACUCACCCGACCAUGCGGUUAUAACAUAACGACACACGACAUAUUCUAUUGUUUCACAGUUGGCUUCAUUCCCUAUACAUGUAUAUAUGUGUGCCUCAAAUCUUAUAACUUAAAGUUGAACCCCUACCGAUGUCUUACUCGGUUGAAAUUUCGAAGUCCGAUGACAAUGCAAUAAUAUACUAACAUGGAGCUGAUCUGAUGAUGCAAUCGGAAGGUAACUAAAGGAAUUUCUCGAUGGAAAACAAAAACGUUGAGUUUAGGCUCAUUAGAAAAGUCUUGAGAAGUACUAUUAAGUGAUAGAAAUGCAAAAAGGAAGGAAUACGGUCAACAAAAAAGUGCGUUACAAACAUUUUUGACAGUAACUUGUUCUCGCAGAUUUUCGCUUCGUUUAACAUGUUUUGUUAAGCCUUUUGUAUGCUUUAGCAAUAAGCACUGAUGAGUGCAUCCCGACAUUCAACUUAAGCAUGUUAACAUUAAAUAGAACAGCCAUUAUUUUACGGUAGAACAAGAAAGGUGAAUAUGAGUUUUGACAUGUUCUCUAUUUAACAUCAUAGAUCUUCCAUUAAAAAAUGAUUUGUUAUGUUCAUACUUCUUCCAGUUCUGAGGCCUAAUUUUACUAACAAUUUAUAGCAUAUUUUUAAAUACUUGAGGCUUGUUUUACCACUGUGCAACUUUGGCGCUGACUGUACCUACAUCAUUACAAUACAAACAAUAUAUUUUUAAACGGCACCAAACAUUUAACCUAAAAUUGCGCCCUCCGUUUAAAUAUUCCUCAUUUGCAUAAAAUGAAUAUUUUUAUAAUUUUUAACAAAAAGAAAAUCUGAACAUGGAUAUGCUUACCGUCCAAAACCAGCUAUUAAAUGUUGCAUAAAUGACAUCUAUAAACAAAAACCUUUUUUACUACUUUUACCUGGUGGGUUUUUGGUACACAUGAGACAAUUAGUAACUAUAUUACUGAACCGGUGAGCUCCAUCUUAGACUCUGUCUUCACUUUCCAUCGGGUAUGACUAGGGUCAACCGCCGGUUUUAAUAAAAAAAAUUAAAUCUAGUUCUAUUUUGGAACAGAUUUGUUCAGAAACGCUCUCUUUCACUUUGAAUAUGUCGUGCAGUUUUUCAAUUGUUAUAUCGCAUUGUCAAUUCCGUAAUUAUAAACAAAAUAUUAAUUGCGUAAGGAACGAAAUAUAUUUGAUUUCCUAAAUAAAACCUAUGGAGACGUAACUUACGUAAUAUAUUUUUAUCUAUGUAAUAUUUACGGAAAGGUGUUAAACAUAUUGAGCAUAUUAAAACGUCUGUUGUGAAAUACGUGUUGGAAUCUCUUAUUGAUCUAAUUUAUGUAAAGUUCUUUGAUGAUGGCAUUUUAAAGAAAUGAUGACGUUAUGUGCUUCAAUAUAUUUAAUCGGUACGGAAGUGUUUACCCGAGUAAAUCUGUCAUGCCGAUGUAGACCUUACAGUGUGGUGACAAGGUCUACUUAGCAUCGAUAGCCCUCGAUGACUCGCGUCAUAUUUUCUUAGGCUCAUUUCGUAGUACUUGCGCUGAUACUAAAUUAUAUAUAAGAUUAGGAUCUGUAUCGAAUCUCAAUUAUUGAAAUAAUAAUGAUAUUGCAAAGAAACUCAAAUGUUAGCUUAGGCUAUUUUGGACCAUAGUCAGUGUGAGUGCUAUGAUUAUACUUAUUUUUUAAUCAUUUGUAUUUAUUUGUUUUUGAAGUAUAUUUUUUGAUAAAUCUCAAGCUACACAUAGCUUAUAACAUGUUUGACAAACAAUCAAAUUUAUCAAACUUUUUUUUACUUUGUGAUUCGCUACGUGUUAUUAACGCGUUUUAUUUUAGCCAUACUUUAUUGGUAAGUUUUUAGUUGUAAGUUUCGUUAGGAAGUCCCGCGCUGACGCGCCGGGCGGACGCCGUACCUAGAACGUAAUCUGUUCCAAAGAGCGUUCCCUUAUUUAUUGGCUUUAAUUUAUUCGUCCUACGUUGGUAGACGUUGAGUUAGGUUUAGUUAGUGGCGCGCGCUCGAGUGUCUCACCGCUGGCGAGCGCGGGGCGGCGACAGGGCAGGCGCCGACAGGCGACAGGCGACAGGCGCCGACUGGCGACAGGCGACAGGCGCCGACAGGCGACAGGAGCGCCACCGGGACGCGACACGGACAGCCCAGUGCUAGUGCUCGGUAGUGUAGUGACGUGCACUAGUGACGCGGACGGGCCGUGGCGGCGGCGAGCUACGCCGUAAAGUAGCGAGCCCCGGUUCUUCUGACAUUCGUAUAUGUUAGUGUAUUUAUAACGGACGCAAUGUACAGCGUGCGAUGCUGUAAACUUCCCUGGACGGGAUCCGGUGACCGGCUAUGAUACUACUGAGAUAUCUAAAGGAAUUAAAUGUAUGUUUUGAUUAUAGUUACCUUUUAGUACGAUAUACUCGCUGUUGUGUAAAAUCUAUUUUAUUAAUAUUUAUACAUUUAAUGUUUGUCCCGAAAACGAUGUACCGGUUUUUUUCUCUCGAAUUAGUUUCGACCUUAUAAAAUUUAGAAUCUCAUUCGAUUACUUUUGAUCUGAAUUUGCAAUAUUUACUAAAGCUUUUUUGGAAUUGAAUAUUAUUUUAAAAAUCAUAAUAUUUUUUUAUUAAUGUUUAUAUAAAAGGAAUGUUUAACGAAAUAAUUAUCAAAUACAUCUUACUAAAGUGUUGUUUGUAUUAAGCAUAACGGUUACGUAUAAGUGUAAUCUAGCUGUUAAGAUUAAGAUAUUGUAAGAGCAUUGUUAGAGCAUUUACUCAGUGCUGUCGUUCGGUCUGGCGAUGAAUUUACUAGUUAACAGGCGACUGUGUCGCCAUCUACGCUGAUUUGUAGUCCUUGGUUGUGGCUUUAAUUCCAUAAAAUAACAUUUAUUUUGUGAUAAUUUGGUAGCUUUUCUUGAGGCCUUAACGGAACACAUGACGUAACAGAUGGCCCGUUGAAAAAUUGUCAAUUUACAUUUUAUUUAAGUAGUUUUGUAGGAUGAUCUUCUAUUUUGUAUAAGGCCAAUAAAAUUUAAUCAUAUUUUUUAACUUAGAUUAAAUAAGAUCUGUUCUAACACUCACUCGAUACUAUCGAAAUGUUUUAUAUCCACACUGCCAUUUAACUUAAAUUAUUUUUCUUUCCCGAGUCAUUUUAAUUAUAUUAGUGUGAUAAAUUAUUGUAUUUACUGUAAGUGUACAUUUUACAUAAUAUGGUAUCCCUAAUCCCUUUUAACGUCAAGUAACUAACCAGUUAUUUUCGUAACUUGUACUUGGGCAAUUUGCUAGAGCAGUUCUCUUAAAGUGCCCAUGCAGCAUGCUUGCUUGGUUACAUAUUCGCACGAUGUUAAUACUUAAAAUAAUAUGUAACACAUGAAGAAAACAUGUUUUACGCGUCCAAGAUUUUUUUAUAUUACAGCUUGGUUUAAUUAGCCUACCCGGCAAAAACAAAGUUUAAGUAUACAUUGUACCAGUACCUAACCUAUAAGUGUGCAUAUGAAACUUGGCAGGCAUCUGAGUCAGAAGUGGGUAACUGUAAGGACUUCAAAAGGUUUUGACGAAUAAUUGUUUAAAAAUUCUGUAUGUUAACUUUAUCUUACGAAAAUCUUGGUAUUAAGUCUUUGUAAUCUCUAUUAUGUAAUUUUACUUGUUCCUUUGUUGUUGUGUUUGUAGUUAUCCAGUGCUAAAGACAAUAAUUCAUUAGGGGACAAACGAUACAUCCCGAGGCACGCCGCCAGCAACGUCAGGUGAUAUCUCGCAAACAUUGCCAGAUUUCCCUCGAAAAGGCAUGCGCGCGGCGCGGCACAGUAUGUUAGGCGAUGUAUCACGACGUCAUGUUGGUCAAGUGCUCCUAAAGGCAGCACCAGUGUGCGGCACAAGCAUAUUCAGUACAAAAAUGCUUGUGCCGCAUACUUGUGGAAUCCCGCCUUAAUAUCGCUGUGGACACAAGUCACGAAAUAUAGAUAUAGAUCGUGUCAUUCACGACGACGCGUAACUUGACUCGUAUUGUCAUGUUAUUACAGGAUAGAUUGACAAAUCUGCGCGUCAUCGUGGAUGACACGAACUAUAUUUAUAUUCGAAAAGCGAAGUCGAGAGAAUCUGUGUCCCCUAGUGAAUACCUGGCUUAUGAGUACAACAAUGUAGACUUAUAUCAAAACAAAUUACUGUAAAAGAACACGCAAAUGUAGGUACUGAAUGAUAACAAGUGAUGGUCGAAGGAAAGCCAAUAAUAAGAUGAACUAGAAUUCUGUUGUUCUUUUACAGAUAUCUUGACGUGUUUAAGGUACAUAUUGUACCUACUCUACGAAAUUGCCCAUGUAUGACCAUAUUACAAUGUCCAUUUUCUUAGCCAAAUUACAAGUCAUAUCAAUGAGAUUGAAUAAAGUACCUAGUGAAGAAUAAAA